Molecule: messenger RNA, 3584 nt
Organism: Bemisia tabaci
Lineage: Eukaryota; Metazoa; Arthropoda; Insecta; Hemiptera; Aleyrodidae
Gene: Pngl
Product: N-glycanase Pngl
Biological process (GO): protein deglycosylation; glycoprotein catabolic process
Cellular component (GO): nucleus; cytoplasm; cytosol
Molecular function (GO): peptide-N4-(N-acetyl-beta-glucosaminyl)asparagine amidase activity
Source: RefSeq, a predicted model, not a curated record
GAGGAAAAUUAACAACGUUAUCAGUGGCCGUGCGGUUUAGCUACAUAUUUUCACGAUCGAAAAUGAAGUGAAUUUUACCUGAUUAUGUUAUUUGCAGUUUUACUUCAUGGCUAGAUUUUGAUAGUCCUCCACUUUGGUUUGAUUUGAGAAGUAUUUUUAUAUUGGGUCUAUCAAAAAGACUAUUUCUCAAAAUAUUUAAGUUCAAGUUCUUGAUAACAGAUAAUUUUCGUCGACCAAUCCUCUCAUGAUCAUACGAUCAUGACGGAGCCAAGUUGCCUCAAAGAUCUUGAGGAGAACUCUUUUGAUACCUACUGUAAAGUAAGUAGUAUAAUACUGAAACUGCUGGAUAACAUUAUCAAAGAGCCAACUAAUCCGAAAUAUAGGCGCCUGCGCAUUGGAAAUGCAACUGUCUCUGGAACACUUCUCCCCGCCAUAGGAGCGAUGGAAUGCUUAUUUUAUAUUGGUUUCAAGGAGGAUGGUGACGCAAUAAUGCUUCCAAACAACAUUCCUAUUCGCGAUCUGCAGAUGUUUCGCAACCAACUUCUCUCACGGAAAGCAGUCCAUGAGAAAAGAGUUUCAGAAACCCCAAAAAACGCUAGUAAACCAUCCACAACUGGUCAAGCUGGACCUUCCGAACAGCAACAACAGUCAAAACCAAUCAAACAAAACAUUGCCACCAACCAGCCCUCCUCCUGUAGUACGAAAUCCGAACAGCUCAGCAUAGCUGCUGAUAGAAAUUCUGAGGCAAACCAAAAUCCUUUACCAACAGCAUCCAUAUCAAACCAGGCAAUCAGCCAGAGAGAGAUGACCGUCCCAUCUUCAGGAGAAUCCAAGGAUAAAAUAAAGCAUAAACUUGAAGGAACAAAUUUGCUGGAGAAAAUUGACACGAUCUUCCACAAAAUGUCCAGGUAUGAAGACAAGAAGCUUCUAGCCAAAGCGCUAGCAAUCAUUCCAAGGCAAGAGCUCUCCGUCAAGGUGGCGAAACAGCUGGAGGACCCUAACAGCCAAAGCAACCCUCAACUCCAUACUCAAGAAUUGCUUCUCAUAGAGUUACUCAAAUGGUUCAAAACAUCUUUUUUCUCUUGGGUUGACAAGCCACAGUGUCCAUCUUGUGAGGGGCCAACAGAGUAUGUUAGUGAAUCGCCUUCUUUUGACGAGUCCAUCAGUAGAAUCGAGGAAUACAAAUGUUCGAAAUGCGGAAUAGAAGUUCCCUUCCCCAGGUAUGAAGAUCUUGACAUUCUCCUACAAUCUCGGAGAGGUCGCUGUGGGGAGUGGGCAAAUGUGUUCACACUGCUUUGUCGUGCAUUGGAGUGGGAUGCUCGUUAUGUUUACGAUGUUACGGACCAUGUUUGGACAGAGGUUUAUUCUAUACGGCAAAAACGAUGGCUGCAUUGUGAUCCGUGUGAAGCUGCUCUAGAUACACCACUAAUGUACGAAAAAGGUUGGGGGAAAAAGCUCAGCUAUGUCAUUGCAUUUUCACUUGAAGAGGUGCAGGAUGUUACUUGGAGGUAUUCUAGUCAGCAUCAAGAAAUUUGUUCUCGUCGAAAAACAAUUUCUGAGAAAGAGUUGAUAGACAAAAUUCUAUCUUUAUCGAGAAAAAGGCUGUCCUCUCUCCCACCUGAAAGGACCCAAUUCCUAUUGAGGAGGCGCGUAGAAGAAUUAGUCGAAUUUCUAAGCCCGCCAGAAGCAACUGAAGAAUACGGUGGACGGACGUCGGGAUCCAACGAAUGGCGUGAAGCACGUGGAGAGUCAAAAACUGUGAUCCAAAAACCUAUGUACGUUUGGAAGCCCAGCCCAGCUUCAAUAAAAAAUCUAAAGUUUCAGGUGGAGUACUCAACCGCACUCGACAAGUAUGUAGAAACACCGACUAAUCACGAAGUAUCGGGCUGGAACCGAGGAGUUUAUUCUGCAGAGGCAAUCUUCCGGAAAGAGGAGUUAGACUGGAAGACAGUGUACCUUGCUAGAACCGAGGGCAGUGCAGUUGGAAAAAUUGAGUGGAAAUUCAAUUUUGAAUCCUGCGGAGCAGCGGUCAGUCAAAUUCAAGUCAGAUGUCCUUUCACUGUAUAUGAGAAUGGAACUGUCCAAUGGUUUCUCUGUGAUGAAAAUAACUGUCAAAAAAUUCCAGAUGGCAAGGAAUUCAUCACUCAAGCCAGCCCAGGUGUCACUGAAUUCACCCUUCGCUCGGAACUAGGAAACGGGAAAGGCAACUUGGCAUGGCAACAUGCACAGCUCUUUAGACAAUCAACCGACAGCAGAGACUUCAUUUUUAGCAUCAUUUUUAAGCUGAAGCCUUUGGAAGGAAACCAUUCUUGACAAGAGUACCUUCGCUCAGAUCCUUAGUGCUGGCUCUGAGAGAAGGAGUGCGUAUUUUAUUUCAAAUUGAGAUCGCCUUUAUGUGUGGUUGUAUAGGAGUUUGUCCUUUGUCUCAAGAUGGAUACAAAUAAUUAUAAAAGAAACGAAUUUAUGGUCAUUUAAUCGGGUUAUAAUCAUUGAAUUUUAGUAUGUUUAUUAAAUUCAAAUUGAGAUUGCCUUUGUGUGUGGUUGUAUCGGAGUUUGUCCUCUGUCUCAAGAUGGAUACAAAUUAUUAUAAAAGUAAUGAUUUUAUAGUCAUUUAAUUGAGUUAUAAUCAUUGAAUUUUAGUAUAUUUAUAGAAAAAAUUCCUGGGAGGCAAAUCCUGCUGUUAAGCGCCAAGUAUUAAUAUGUAACAGUUAAGCAGGAAUUACUUCAAAAGAACUUUGAAAGAAUGGCCCAAAUGGAUAUUGCCAGUAAUUUUCUUUUUCACUGCCAUUUCCACUCUAGCCAUAGUCCCAAAGUUGUUUCAAAUUAUUUAUGAUCGAGUUCUAUAUAGGUACAAACACAUUUUGUCCCCAAGGUUUUUCAUGUAAUUGUUCCCUCAGCACCACAAAAAAACGCGGAAAAGGGGAUAAACUUUAGUGAAUAAGUAUCUCCACGUGUCAAGAAACUCUGAUAUCAGGGUCAAAAAAGUUUUUAGCCAAACAUUUGGAUGCAAUCUCUAUGAGUUAGCAAUUAACUUGCUGGUGUCAACCUCAUAAGCCUGAUGAGAUACCUCAGGAACACCUUUUUAUCGGGUGUCCUGAGCCCGACUUAGCACGGAACUUAUUUUAAUCUGUAAUUAAAUGAUUUGAACGCAAAGGACUUUUCAGAAAAUUACUUUAAGUUCGAAAAAACUUUGUGUAUCAAAGCUGUAGGGGAAACCCUGAAAAGAAGUUUGUAGAACCUCCUCAAAUCUUGCCACACAAUGAAAAUCAGCUUAUUCUGACCAGAGCCUUGGUCACAUAAGUUUAUACACUUUUAGAAUGCAACAGGAGAUCUGCCAUCUUGAUCCUUAAAUUCAAAUUCAAUGCUAAAUUAAAGACACCUGAUCUUCUGUCACACUUUAAAAAUGCGCAUCAUAUUUAGGGUGGACUCAUGAGGCACUUAAAGUACUGCGUGUUCGGUAUAAUUUCGUAAUCGGAUCAUCAGUUGCUUUUUCCAAAAAAAAAUCCUUUUUUUAAACGAAUCAGACGAUAAUGUAAUUAAUUUUUAGUUUUUAUAUACUUUUAAUAAAAAUAAAGUUUUCCUAA